Dioszegia hungarica is the source of this 219-nucleotide messenger RNA. RefSeq lists its product as uncharacterized. The annotation marks the transcript as partial. Lineage: Eukaryota; Fungi; Basidiomycota; Tremellomycetes; Tremellales; Bulleribasidiaceae. The transcript has 2 exons. The record is from RefSeq and is a predicted model, not a curated record. Gene Ontology annotation, biological process: intracellular transport; protein secretion.
CAGUCCGCACUUUUCAACUUCCAGUCCCUCCUCCUCGUCCUCUUACUCCUCAUCUGCACCUGUACAUAUGUACGCGGAACCGCGCCCGGUCUUGUCGAUCGUAAUAGAGAAGGGUUCCUCGGGCUAUUCUUCAAAUUCGCAAGAAUAGGAGAGAGACUGAGCCCUUAUGUCUCAUUAGCGUGUGUCGCUAUGGCGGUGACUAUCAUGUUGGGGACAUAG